AUGGCGUCACAAGCACAGCUCAAGAAGCAACAAGAGCUUCAGACAACAUACCAGAAUUACAAGAAUACGCUACAGACGAUAGCGUCCAAGAUUGGCGACAUUGAGCAAGAAUCCGAAGAGCACAAACUGGUGCUAGAGACGCUGCAGCCACUUUCAGGGGAUAGGAAAUGCUUCCGCAUGAUCAAUGGCGUCUUGACUGAGCGGACGGUCAAGGAGGUGGUACCGAUUCUGCAGACGAAUUCAGACGGCCUCAAGAAGGCGCUCGACGAGCUGGUCAAGCAGUACAAGUCCAAGCAGGAUGAAAUGGAAAAGUGGAAGAAGAAGAAUAACAUUCAGGUUGUCCAACAACCUGGGCAAUAG
Messenger RNA from Exserohilum turcica Et28A, 360 nucleotides. RefSeq lists its product as uncharacterized. The record is from RefSeq and is a predicted model, not a curated record. The transcript is spliced from 4 exons. Gene Ontology annotation, cellular component: prefoldin complex; cytoplasm. Bases 1 to 360 code for a protein of 119 amino acids. Gene Ontology annotation, biological process: protein folding. Gene Ontology annotation, molecular function: protein folding chaperone. Lineage: Eukaryota; Fungi; Ascomycota; Dothideomycetes; Pleosporales; Pleosporaceae.